Messenger RNA from Cylindrotheca closterium, 1395 nucleotides. The record is from the annotation of a GenBank genome assembly. Lineage: Eukaryota; Bacillariophyta; Bacillariophyceae; Bacillariales; Bacillariaceae.
AUGGAGAACAAAUUCCUUCACCAAGCCAUUGACAUUGUCCAAAAGGCAAUUGAAGCCGAUGACAAGGACGAACACGAGUCCGCGUUGGCGCUAUACAAAGAUGCCCUGGAACGAUUUACCAUGGGAAUCAAGCACGAAAAGAAUCCCACUCGCAAAAAGAUGGUAAUGGAAAAAGUAGAAGGAUACAUGAAUCGAGCCGAAGCAUUGAGAGAAAUCAUAAAGAAGGAAAACGACAAAAACGACAAAAACGACAAAACCAAUCCCAAAUCACCCGAGAAAAAGGGCGAAGCAGACGCUAAAGAUGGAAAAGGUGGCAAAGGAGAAGACGGCAAGCAGGAAGAAAAAAAGGACGACGAAACCAUCAAGUUACGGGGAGCUCUUGCGGGUGCCGUCGUAUCCGAAAAACCAAACGUUCGAUGGGAAGAUGUCGCCGGAUUGGAAUCGGCCAAAGAAUCUCUCAAAGAGACGGUCAUUAUGCCCGUCAAGUUUCCGCAAUUGUUUGUGGGAGAACGUCGUCCGUUCAAGGGCAUUCUAUUGUUUGGCCCUCCCGGAACGGGCAAAUCCUUUUUGGCCAAGGCGGUGGCCACCGAGGCCGAUUCGACCUUUUUUUCUGUCAGCAGUGCCGAUUUGAUUUCCAAAUGGCAGGGCGAAUCUGAAAAACUAGUUCGAAAUCUCUUUGAAAUGGCCCGGGAAUCUCCAGGCAGUCGGGCUAUUAUCUUUAUUGACGAAGUGGAUUCCUUGUGUGGGAGUCGACAAGAAGGAGAAUCGGAUUCGGCCCGUCGGGUCAAGACGGAAUUUUUGGUCCAAAUGGACGGUGUGGGCAAGACCGAGGGUAGUGUGUUGGUGUUGGGAGCUUCCAAUGUGCCCUGGGAUUUGGAUGCUGCCAUUCGACGGCGGUUUGAGAAACGCGUGUACAUUCCCUUGCCCGCUGCACCAGCCCGAACCUACAUGAUCAGAAUGCAUUUGGGAGACACUCCCAACAAUUUGCAAGAAUCAGAUUAUAUCAAAUUGGGCCAUAUCUCGGAGGGUGCUAGUGGAUCUGAUAUUGAAGUCAUGGUAAAAGAAGCUUUGAUGGAACCCUUGAGGCGAUGCCAACAGGCCAAGCAAUUUGUCACGGACUCGAAAGAUAUGCUGAUCCCCUGUGAGAAGUAUCCCAAUUGCGCCCAUUGCAUUCCCAAAUUGUCCACCGACCCCCCAGGCAAGGAUUAUACUUGUCAAAAUUGCGGUGCCUUACGGAUGACCUUGUGGGAAGUAGAACCCUCGAAAUUGGAAGCUCCCCCCGUGCGUGUGACGGAUUUUGAAAAGGUCAUGCGGCAUUCCUGCAGUACCGUGUCCGCGGAAGAACUGAAACGAUUCCAAGAGUGGACGGCUCAAUUUGGGCAAGAUGGGGCAUAA